AUGGCCUCCAACGAAAAUGUCGAAAUCUACCCUCAAAACUUCCAGCAUGUGGCCUUGGACCGGACCCAGAGCCCAUCCUCUAUCCUCAAGGCAAUCCCAUGUACAACAGCCCCAUCUUACGCACCGAUGGUAACAUUGUCGGCUCUUCUGUCUUCCUCCAUCGGUCCAUGGCCAGUACUGCAACUACAGCUUGCCUACACCAAAUGCUGGAAAGCACUUCCUGAAGAUGCAAAAGCCGGCAGAGCAGCUCCACACGAACAGCAACUGAUUGACCGGACUUUGAUCGAGUGCAAGCAGUCAUACACAUCCCUCCUCGACCUACUACAUGCUUCCUCAGCUGCCCAAGCGAUCGUCGAUCCAGGAUCAGGACGCUCCAUACACCACAAUGCUCUCGCUGCUUCCAUCCAGAGCUUCGGAAGAUAUCUGCCUUCGCACAAUGGCCCUCGAAAACCUGUUGUCGCCAUCUCCCUGCCCAACGGACCUCUGCUUGCCCUCACAGUCCUGGCCACAGCCACAUAUUGCACAGCAGCUCCUCUCGCACACGGCAGUGGUGUAGGGGCAGAGCAGUUCAAGAGUGAUGCGCUGCAAUCUGCAGCCAGCUUCAUCAUGGCAUCGGCGGCAGAUGUGGAAAGGCUGGGACUUCGGAGUUCAUGGCUGGUUGAGGCCAACGUUGAGGUAAUUUUGGUGGAAUUGACGCCCGAUAUGUGCAUCGAGGUCAGGUCCUUGGACGGUACAGCAGCGCCAACAAGUCCGACUACAAGCCUCACACCGAACGGUGCAGACGAUACCGGUGUACUGCUCUUCACUUCCGGCACCUCUGGCACGAAGAAGCUCGUACCAUUGACCAUACACUCCAUGGUCUGCGGUGUCGCCAUGGUAGUCGAGUCGUGGGGUCUGUCGCCUUCAAUGCGCUGCUUGAACCAGAUGCCUCUGAACCACGUCGGUGGGCUGGUUCGGAACCUCUUCGCACCACUUCUCUCCGGCGGCUCAGUCAUGUGCUGCAGUGCGUUCGACGCGAAUCUGUUCUGGGAUUGUGUGGAGGACUACGCACCGACUUGGUACUAUGCCUCGCCGAGUAUGCAUCAAUGCAUUCUCGAGGCUGCAGAAGAUAGGCCUGAGGCUUUGUCUAAGAGCCAGAUCCGACUGGUCUGCAACGCGGCCGGAGGACUUCUGCCCAGUCUGGCGUGUCGCUUGCGGGAUACAUUCGACUGUACUGUCCUGCCCAGCUAUGGCAUGACGGAGUGCAUGCCGAUCUCCACGCCACCGCAAGACUAUCUUCUGGACAAGCCUGGAACUUCCGGCAUCGGCAUUGGUCCCGAAAUCGCCGUACUUGAUGGCAACGAGAAGAAGAUCGGUCCUGGCUCUAUUGGCCGUAUCGCUGUUCGUGGUCAGCCAGUGUUCGCCGGCUACCUCAGAGGCGACGUGCUCGACAAGUCCUGCUUCACCGCCGACGGCUGGUUUGACACAGGCGACAUGGGCUACUUGGAUAACGAAGGAUAUCUGUACAUCACAGGCCGAAGCAAGGAAGUCAUCAACCGUGGCGGCGAGCUCAUCAGCCCCUUCGAGGUCGAGGAAGCCGUCGUCGCUACGAGUGCGGACCCGUCAUCGCCGACCCACGGCAGGGUCGGCAAGGCAUUGGCGUUCUCUGUGCCCCACGAUGUUCUCCAGGAAGUCGUGGGCAUCUGCAUCGUUACACCUGCUGGAGCGGAACGUACAUCCCUACGGGGAAUUCAAGCGGCUCUAAAGAACGUUCUUGCGCAGGUGAAGAUACCUUCGGCUGUGGUGUUCAUGGAUAAUGGACUGCCUGUGAAUAAUAACAAGGUUCUUCGCAUCAGGCUUGCUGAGCGGUUGGGUUUGCCUGAGUUGUCGGAUGCUACGCCCUUCCGGGAACGACACUUCGAAGCAGCCGGUCCUCCUGCAAACACACCACUCUCCGAGACUAUUGAAUGUCGGCGAAUUGACGUCGAAGAUGAUGAUGCGACUGGAGACGAGCUCCUUGAGCCUGGCCUGGCGGAUGGUACGACUUCGAGCUUGACGCUGACUGAGCGCGCGAUAGCAAAGAUGUUCGCACAAGUGUUGAGCGUACCGGAGCAGAGUCUCGCUCCUGAGGCAGACUUCUUCCAUCUGGGCGGCGACAGCAUGCGAGCAGGUCGCCUCUUGUCCUUGCUCAGGAAGGAAUUCAAGUCAAGGCUCACGAUCGAUCAGCUGUUUGCUAACUCAACUAUUGGCGCACUGGCUUCGCUGCUUGGUGACAUGACGCCGGAGCCUACUAAGCCGACCAUGAACACACCCAGUGACGCACCAUUCAUGGAUACCCUGCUUCCUGGUUGCGAGAAGACCUACAGCUCCACCAACCCGCUCGUGCUCAUGCUGCAAUUAUUUCCGCUCUGCCUGUUCUACCCAAUGAAACGAGCCUUCACCUGGACCGUCUUCAUCUACUGCCUCUCAUGGUCGCUCGGCUUGAACACAAGCGCCACGAUUCCUGGCCGUCUUCUCGUUCUGGUCGUCUCCAUGUUCAUCGCUCGCACCAUUACCAGAAUCUUGGCUCCUCUCCUUGCUAUCGCCUUCAAAUGGUUGGUCAUCGGACGCUACAAAGAAGGCUUGUAUCCCAUGUGGGGACGAUACCACACUCGCUGGUGGCUCUGUCAGAAAGCGAUCCAAACCACCGGUAUGGGCGUCUGGGGUUCUUUCAACUGGAGCAGAUGUUUCUUCUAUCGUGCGCUUGGUGCGAAGAUUGGCAAGAAUGUCACGUUGAACAAGGGUGCGACACUUGGAGAGUACGAUCUUUUGACGAUUCAAGACAGCGUGAAUCUUGAGCGAUGCACUGUGCGACCUUUCGCUGCUGAGCGCAACACUUCGAUGUAUCUUGGUCGGAUCACGCUUGGUCGCAAAUCAUCAGUCGGUCUCGGAUCCGUCGUCGCUGCUGGCACCAACGUGCCCGCAAACGCUUGCAUCGGCCCCAACUCAUCAAGCUGGGAGGUCGAGGACGCCAGCGAGGCAAACAGAGACCUGGCCUCGAGCAAGAUUCCAGGCGCGCACUGGGCUCUCAACCUCUUCCUUGGCCUUCCUUUGCAGUUCGCCUCAAUGUUCAUCGGUUCUAUCCUCUGGCUCGGUUGCCUGGCUGCGCUGGUAUACAACGACCUCAAUUUCUCCAUCGCUGAUCCGCUCCGCUCCAUCAUCUUAUGGUUCGCCACACCAGAGCGGGUUGGACUGCAUUACGCUGCAAUGGCAGCGAAUGCCGCGCUAGGGCCGCUCUUCUUCUUCGCCGCUGUACUCGUUAUAAAGAAGGCAUUCGACCUCUGCUGUGGAUCAGCGCAGCGCGGCCAUGCCAGUUCCUUCUCUCAGAUGACGAAGUUCCGCCGUCAAUUGAUCCGAACGUUGCUGCCAGCGCCUCGCUUUCGUAAGCUAACUGAGCUAUUCGGGACCCAUUACGAGGCUACCUCGAUCUUCAUGCGAGCGAUGGGUGCAAAGGUCGGCAAGCAGGUGUACUGGCCAGGCACUGGGCCUUCGAUCCAGGACUACGACCUUGUGGAGGUCGGUGACGAUGUCGUUUUCGGCUCGAGGUCUCAUCUUGUUACUUCUGAUGCCACUGGAAGCGAGCCCAUUCGCAUCAAGUCUUUUGCCACGGUCGCUGAUCGUGUUGUGCUUUUACCUGGUAUCGAGCUUGGGGAGAAGACUAUCAUGGGCAGUGGCGCUCUGACGAGGCGGAACGCGCAGUACGCUGAUGAGACGACUUGGGUCGGGAGCAAGAAGGGCGAGUGCAUCUGCUUGUCCGCACCAGCCGGUCGAAAGGAGUCGCAGGCCUCAUCAGCUUCAUCUCCUGUUAUCGCAAGCUUCAACUCGAGCAGCACCACACUCGCAGCCAGGAACAACGACUACCGCGUUUGGAACCAGCUCGAGAUCUUCCUGUAUUCAACCCUCAUCACCAUCGCCACAGCAAUCUACUGGAACAUCGGCUCCAUCUCCGGGACCCAAAUCAUCGCACACCUCAUGACACACAACCCAGCCUCCUUGUCCGCCCUCUCCCUCACCCCAUCCUCCCCAGCUCGCCCCGUAGCCUUCUACGGCCUCUUCCUUCUCUGGACCAUCCUCAUCACAACCCUCCAAUCCCUGCUCGUCCUCGUCUUCCUCAUUGCCGCCAAGUGGAUCUUGAUGGGCCGACGCAAGCCAGGGAAUUACUCCUGGGACACCUCACCGUACUGCCAGCGCUGGCAGCUGUACCUCAAACUCGAAUCUCUGCGCCGGAACUGCUACGGCGGCAAUGGCAUUCUGGGCUUACUGACUGGGACGCAUUACAUCGUGCUCUACUUCCGCGCUCUCGGCGGAAGCAUCGGGAAAGACUGCUCGCUCUUCGCUGGCGGACUGCCGAGUUUGCUCUUCACUGAACCCGACUUACUUACUCUCGGAGAAAGGGUGAGCGUGGAUGAUGCUAGUCUGGUGGCACAUAUCAAUACCCGUGGGAAAUUCGAUCUCAAUCCGCUGUCGGUCGGAGACAGGAGCGUUUUGCGGUCUGGGUCGCGGUUGUUGAGCGGUGCGCGGAUGGAGGAGGAUUCCUGUUUGCUGGAGCAUACGCUUGUGAUGGCGGGGGAUGUGGUGGAGGCUGGGGAGACGAUGCAGGGGUGGCCGGCAGAGGAGUUUCGGGGGGAGACGAUGCCGACGUUGAGGAAGAGGAUGGGGUGGUCGGUGUAG
Messenger RNA from Saxophila tyrrhenica, 4689 nucleotides. RefSeq lists its product as uncharacterized. The record is from RefSeq and is a predicted model, not a curated record. NCBI's taxonomy places the organism in Eukaryota, Fungi, Ascomycota, Dothideomycetes, Mycosphaerellales, Extremaceae. Gene Ontology annotation, molecular function: phosphopantetheine binding; medium-chain fatty acid-CoA ligase activity. Bases 1 to 4689 code for a protein of 1562 amino acids. The transcript is spliced from 2 exons. Gene Ontology annotation, biological process: fatty acid metabolic process.